CUCCCGCCUGGGCCCGCGCUCCCGGGAGCCGCCACCGCGCUCUCCCCGCAGGGCCCGAGCACCCGGGCGGGGCUUGCGCUACCCCCGCCUCGCCCCUCGCCGCGCCAUAGCGCCGGGAGGAGAACCCGCUGUCCCCCUUUCUCCUUGUUAUUCGUCUCCUCGCUGAGCUUCGCCAUCAUCACCUCGCCCCGGGGCGGGGCCCGCCUCACCCUUGAGGCCCGGCGGCUGGGAGCGCCGGGAGAGCUGUACAAGUUUCACUGCCAAAUAUGCUCCUUGCAAAGACGUUUCCAGCACAGCGAAGUGUGGGAGAGACUGACACUGUCACUCUGGGGCUGAAGAGAGUCACAUCUCUCCUGUCUGGUAAUAAAAGAAGAACUCUGUGGAGGCAGAACUCCUCUGCCGUUGCACCAGUGCUCUCCUCAUCCCAGAUGGUCUCCAUGGGGUGCUCAUUUGUUGGUGCCUUUUCUUACAACUUCAGGCUUUAAUUGAUUCCUCGAGAUGUUUGCAAAAGCAACAAAGAAUUUUGUGAGAGAAACUGACAGUGGAGGUGACUUGAUCCCUGUCUCCCACCUGAAUGCCUCAGACAAGCUGCAGCUUCUAAGCUUAGUUACCAAGAGGAAGAAAUUGUGGUGCUGGCAGAAGCCCAAGUAUCAUUUCUUGACAGUCACCCUGAGUGAUGUGCUUACUGAAGACAAACCUAUAAAGCCAGUAAUUGUGGAAUCUGACUUUGCAAAAUAUACGGGGAAGUUUGAAGAUCUUGUUCAAGGAAGUAUUGAGACUUCAUUUGGAAAGAUUAGCCUGGGAGCUGGAGGAAGGGGCUAUGUGCAAAACCAGUCCUCAUUUGGAAACCUGAGGAAGCAGGAGGUUGACUUGCAGCAGCUUAUGAAGGACGUCAAGGACAGAACAAUAAAUCUUAACAAUAGUUUACUGCAGCAAGUGAUGGAAAGAAAACGGGAAGUGCUGUGCAUCUUGACAGAAAAGAUAGUAACAACUCAAAAGUGUACCAUACAUGAACAUACCCAGACAGAAGAAAAAAUCAGUGGACUGAUGGGAUGGAGUACAAAAAUAGUAAAGGUUUCAGUGAGUGAAAAUGGAAGUAUGAUGAAGGAUUCCAGUGUAAUCCUUGAAAUUCCUCCUGCAACCACUAUUGCCUACGGUGUAAUUGAACUGUUUAUAAAGCAGAGUGGCCACUUUGAAUUCUGUCUGCUAGAUGAACAGCAAGGAGGUUUUGAAAAAGAAAGCACUGAAGGUUCAACUUCUCCCCACUCAGCAGUAUUCAGAGAUGCUUCAUUUCUGUAUCAGCCAGAUGCUGUUGAUCAUGAGAUGUACUCUGGGGCUAAAAACUUCAUUCCCAGUGAUGCUUCUUUAAGUGUAUUGAAACAAGAUCUGUCACAGUUGAAGACUCAGUUCCAGCCCUUUGUGAAGCUUCCAGAAUACAGGCAAAGAGCUUUAUAUAAAGCCCUUUGUGAACUCUUGCUCCAUGAAGAAAUGGUAACUGCCCUGGAGGACAUGUUAGAUGAUACCUGCACAGGAGACAAACCAGAUCUGAAGGAGUUAAAACCUGCACAACAAGGAGACCUUGUUGACUUCUUGCAGCUCUUGGGGUGCAGUUUACAGGAUGAGCUGUUGUUACAGAAAUACCAGCCUCAGGAUGAGGAACUCUUCACAGCUGCUCACCUCCUCGUCAGUGCUAUCUCUGAGCUUCCUGAUUACACUCGUGUCCUGCUGCGUGCCUGCUGUGAUCUUCAGGUUGUUCCUGCAUUGUGUGGCUUGCCUGACAUGGCUUCAGCCGAUGGCACGGUGGCGCUGAGCAGUCCUUUGGUGGCUGCUCUCACUGACAGAGGAAGAUUUGAUGUUGUGCAAAGGCUGUUUGCAUCAUCCAACAUUAUUUUGGAAAUGAAAGAGUCUUCUGUAAAAGCUGUAACUAUGAAGGAACCCAGGUUCUUCCCCCUUGUUCUUUAUGUCGCGUUGCAUGGAUUUGGCGCUUUAGGUGGGAAGAUAGAGGAGCUCUGCUGAGCACCCAGGUGUUGUUCUUUCUCCUGUAGCUCUGCAGGGUAGCAUCUGUGUGUUGGAGUUGGCAGUAGGGCCUCUCUGUUGAGUACUUGCCCCAGUCCAGCCCCAGGGGUUGUGGAGGUCAGGGUGGACUGAGCAUGCCUGGGGUGAGCACUCUGCAGUACCACCAGGUCUGCUGCUGCUUUGGGGUUUUGCUGAGGUCUGUCUGCAGUGGAAAAGACAUAAAUAAGCCAUGAAGGGGAAAAA
This is a messenger RNA of Calypte anna (Anna's hummingbird), 2259 nucleotides long. RefSeq names its product gasdermin E (gene GSDME). Gene Ontology annotation, cellular component: cytoplasm. The transcript is spliced from 12 exons. The coding region runs from base 499 to 2016 and encodes 505 amino acids. Lineage: Eukaryota; Metazoa; Chordata; Aves; Apodiformes; Trochilidae. Gene Ontology annotation, biological process: programmed cell death. The record is from RefSeq and is a predicted model, not a curated record.